Molecule: messenger RNA, 2094 nt
Organism: Parus major (Great Tit)
Lineage: Eukaryota; Metazoa; Chordata; Aves; Passeriformes; Paridae
Gene: SKA1
Product: spindle and kinetochore associated complex subunit 1
Exons: 7
Coding region: 141-905 (254 amino acids)
Biological process (GO): mitotic cell cycle; regulation of microtubule polymerization or depolymerization; chromosome segregation
Cellular component (GO): spindle microtubule; outer kinetochore; mitotic spindle
Molecular function (GO): microtubule binding
Source: RefSeq, a predicted model, not a curated record
GGGGCUGGCACCGCGUCCGGAACCGCGUCCGGAACCGCGUCCUCCCUCCUCCGCCGGCUGAGGUUCCUCCUCCUCCCCCCCUCGGCUGGGAGAGUGGGACCGCGACGAAGCCCGGGAAGCGCCGGCGCUGCGCCAGUGUGAUGAUGAAGGAUAUGGGAUCCUCAGGCCUGGAAGACUUAUGCUCCCACAUCAAUGAGAAGAUUUCAAAUAUUAAGAAGUGUAUCCUAUUGAGAGACAUAGGUGAACAUGAAUCCUGCAAGUCUGUGCUCUGUAAAAUACAGCAUGAGGUGGUCCUUGUACAUGAUCUCCUGAAUACAAUGGAGGCUGAAAUUAAACAGCAAGAAAAACUGAAAGAUUUGCUGAAAGAGAUCCAGAAGGCUGCCGAGAAAGAUCAAAAGGAAGCACAGCACCUCCUUGAACACAUUCCACCCUAUCUGCCUAAACCAACCCAGAACUGCAUCACUGUGAAACAUGAAGGACAAACAAAGGCUGUUGAACCCAAAUCUGCACAGAAACAUUCAAAAGAGACAAAAGUCAUUAAAGAAGCAGCAUUAAUAACCGCAGAGGAGUUUGAAAGUGUUCCUGCGUAUAUGAAAGGCCGUAUAACAUAUGAUCAGGUUAAUGCAGUUGUUCAACAGAUAAACAAGGCCGUGGUGGAAAAGUACAAGAUCUUGUGUCAGCCUCUGAAGUCUAUGAGUUCAUCAGCCAGAAAUCUCUACCACAGGUUUAUAGAAGAAGAAACUAAUGAUACAAAAGGAGCAUUUUUUAUUGUGGAGGCUGAUAUCAAGGAGUUCACUCAGCUGAAAUUGGAUAAGCGCUUCCACAGCAUCCUCAACAUCCUGAGGCACUGCCAGAGAGUGAGAGAGCUGCGCAGCUCGAAGCUCAUCCGCUACAUCAUCUGCUAAGGAGCUCCCCACGUCUGCCUGCCCAGGAGAGAGACCUGUGCUCCUGUCCCCAGACAGCAGCACUGAGGGACAGGGAAUGGUUUCAGGCACCUACCCUAAAUUAGGAGCGGCAUUUGAGUUUUGUUUAGCGAAGUGUGGAGGGGAAGUACCAACCCGAACCAGAAAGGCAACUGGGCAUAGGCAGUUAAUCACAUUUUCUCGUCAGCUCAUGAAAGUUCUCUGCACGUUAACACUGCUCCUUUGGUUCUUUUGUGGUUUUGAGUAUUGUAGGUUAGGAUUUUUCCUUUUUUUUAUUCCUUUCUCUAAGAGAAUUUUUUCCCAUUUGUUGCCUAAGAGAUGGGAACGAUGGAUACUUAAGAGAGACAAAAGAUGUGGCAGGGGAAGGGGGGAUUGUGGGGUGGGAAGGAAAACAGGUGGAGCUGGGGGGAUUUCUCUCGGGAAAUGCAGAUACCAGAGCCUGGGCUGGAGGUCAGUGGCCAGGCUUGGCCCUGGCAUGCUCUUGGGAUCGGAGGGGACGCAGGUGGGGGUUUGUGGCCAGACUGCUGCUGCUGCAGAGAGAAUUCACUGCACUGUGGAGUUCUGUCCUGGCUGCUUCUCCUCACCGUGAGCGAGCCUCUGCUUGUAAGAGCAGCCAUUGAACUGGGCCCUUUCCAACACCCAGCCUCACUGGGAUGGACCCUCUCCAUCUGCUCGGGGAAACCCAGGACCCUGACCCUGCUCCGGGGGGAGAGAGAGCGUUUCCCGGCUGCUUGCAGGAGCCCGGCUGCUGCUGCCCAGCCCUGCUGUUCCCCACAGCACUUCAGGCUUUUAGCUACCCUGAUGGGCAGUGACUGCCCGCAGCCCUGUGGCUGCUGGCAACUCCUGGCACAGCUCCAGAGGCUUUUCCACCCUUGGCUGUCCACCGUGGGUGUGUGCCGGUCUCUGCUGCGUCUCUGCUGCCCUGGAUCCUGCUGCAGCCCAUCCGCCACCUGAGGCUGGGACUGGGCUCCCGGUUCUGCUCGGUGUCACUGCUGCUUGUCUGCCUUCUUUUACAUGUUCUGGUAAAGAACUGUUCUUCUUUCACCCCUCUCUUUGCCUCAAAGCCCUGUAACUUCAAAGUUAUAAUAAUUCAGCAGGAAGUGUGUUAUAGAUACAUUUUAUAUUGUUGGCUUUUCGCAAAUAUUAAAAUAAAUGUUAUAAGAAUGAGAAA